Messenger RNA from Daldinia caldariorum, 1427 nucleotides. RefSeq lists its product as uncharacterized. The record is from RefSeq and is a predicted model, not a curated record. Lineage: Eukaryota; Fungi; Ascomycota; Sordariomycetes; Xylariales; Hypoxylaceae. The transcript has 6 exons. The coding region runs from base 64 to 912 and encodes 282 amino acids.
GCAACCAAUCUCAAUAACAUCAUCAACCUUUCAGUCAGUAAUCUGCCUACAGCAUCAUCCAAGAUGAAGGUCUCUGCCAUCCUCCUUGGCAUCUCUGGAGCCGCCGCUGUUGCUGCUCAGGCCCACGGUUUUCCUCAGGGCUUCCCUGACUGUGGUAUCACCUGCAUUAACAACAUGCUGGGCCAGGCUGCUCAACUUGGCUGCUCUGAUGUUGCCCCUUCGUGCCUCUGCACCAAACAAAACUUCAUAUACGGAGUUAGAGACUGCGCUACGGAGUCGUGCCCCGACCAAUCCGUUGCCCAGCAGGUCAUCCAGUAUGGUAGUCAGUACUGUGCUGGUGGCGGUGUUGACGUCUCUGGAAUUCCCUCUGCCACUGGUUCCAACCCGUCUGCCUCUACCACUGUAGUAGCAACCGCCUCUCCCACUGUCAACCCCAGUCAGUCAUCCCAGGGAUCAGCCUCGACGGCUUCUGAAGCUUCGACUUCUGGAGGAUCAGCAACUGAAGGGUCAAGCGCAAGCGAAUCGGUGUCUGGUACCGUUGUGGUGAUUCCUAUCACUACGGAGACCGUUUCAACUACUAUCACCGGUAGCAAUGGCCCUGUCACUUCUGCUGUCACUAGUACUGUCCUCUCCACCUCUGGAGCUUCGGGCUCGGACAGUGUCACCACUGGCACAGAGUCUGGAUCUGUCACUACGGGUGUGAUUGAGUCGUCUGUUACUUCCAACGGCUCGACCCUGGUGACCAGCAUCACCACUACCGGACCGGCAAGCAGCCAUACUUCUGAGGGAAACAGUGAGUCUUCCGCUGCUCCCAACGAAUCGACUUCAUCUACGUCGAACCCUGCCGCACAGCGCACUGCAGCACCGGCUGGUCUCAUCGCCGCUGCCGGUCUGGCUGCCUUGAUGCUAUAAACGACUUGGUGAGCAAGUGAUUUGGGUCAGGCUGAAUCUCAAUUCAGAAAAAAAGCAUUUAGGUUUGAGAAGGGUAUCAAAACUGGUCACAUAAUGUUAUUGGUCGGUUUGUGCGUGGAUGAUUCACGAUAGCUGGGAUUCCCCUUCACUUGAUGAUGCGAUGACUUCAAGGUUGCAGGCGGCUUUUUUACGAUGUAUAAAUGAUUCAAUGUCCUCGUUAGGACUACUAAUACCUGUUUUAGAGAUACCCACCCCCUGAGCAGAUGGCAUCAGGCAUCGGGCAGUGGAGUCGGCUUCUCGCUUUCUUCAAUGGAACUAAUGAAAUAGUGCUUCUUUCAUCAACACACAUGUCCUUGUGACACAGUUUAUGUUAUGUCUAGUUUGCAAAGUUUUUUGGACCAGGCUAUGUCUGCCUGAUAGCUAGAGUAGUCGUACCUCUAUGCAAUCACCCAUAGCCAUUAAAAUUAAAAUGCAAAAAAAGUGACCCCCUCAAUACAACCAUAAGGUUGUGUCAA